This is a messenger RNA of Oryzias melastigma (Indian medaka), 2657 nucleotides long. Its product is annotated as potassium voltage-gated channel subfamily H member 5. NCBI's taxonomy places the organism in Eukaryota, Metazoa, Chordata, Actinopteri, Beloniformes, Adrianichthyidae. Gene Ontology annotation, molecular function: voltage-gated potassium channel activity. The transcript is spliced from 6 exons. Gene Ontology annotation, biological process: potassium ion transmembrane transport; regulation of membrane potential. The record is from RefSeq and is a predicted model, not a curated record. Bases 1 to 1701 code for a protein of 566 amino acids. Gene Ontology annotation, cellular component: membrane.
AUGGCUCUACUCUAUGCAACCAUCUUUGGAAAUGUGACCACCAUCUUCCAGCAGAUGUACGCCAACACCAACCGCUACCAUGAGAUGCUCAACAACGUCAGGGACUUCCUGAAGCUUUACCAGGUCCCCAAAGGCCUGAGCGAGCGGGUCAUGGACUACAUCGUCUCCACCUGGUCCAUGACCAAAGGCAUUGACACAGAGAAGGUGCUUUCCAUCUGUCCCAAAGACAUGCGAGCUGACAUCUGUGUUCACCUCAACAGAAAGGUGUUCAACGAACAUCCCGCCUUCAGGUUAGCCAGUGACGGCUGCCUUCGGUCCCUCGCCGUGGAGUUUCAGACCAUCCACUGUGCUCCUGGAGACCUGAUCUUCCAUGCUGGAGAGAGUGUGGACACCCUCUGCUUUGUUGUGUCGGGGUCACUUGAAGUCAUCCAGGAUGAUGAAGUUAUAGCCAUCUUGGGUAAAGGCGACGUGUUUGGAGAUGUCUUCUGGAAAGAAACCACUCUGGCCCACGCCUGUGCCAACGUGCGAGCGCUGACGUACUGCGACCUCCACGUCAUCAAGAGAGAAGCCUUGCUCAAAGUCCUGGAGUUUUACACGGCUUUCGCCAACUCCUUCUCCCGAAACCUGGUCCUCACCUGCAACCUCCGCAAGCGGAUCAUUUUCCGAAAGAUCAUUGAGGUGAAGAAGGAGGAAGAGGAGCGGCAGCGAGCUAAGAACGAGGUGCAGCUCACUAUCCCCCAGGACCAUCCGGUCCGCAAGCUCUUCCAGAAGUUCAAGCAGCAGAAGGAGCUGCGGAGCCAGGGAGCAGCCGCUGCUGCACCGCUGGACCUGGAGAAGAACCAGCUGCAGGUGGAGCAGCACCAGCUCCUGCACCCCCAAACCCUGCAGCUCGGAAACUCCAGCCUGCAGAACGGGGCCCCGCCCAGCAGCAGCAGCGUGCUCACAGUGUCUCAGGUCACGCCCCUGCAGAACUCGCUGGCCUACAGCCGUCCCUUCGAACCUCCAGCGAAGCAGAACAACUGUGACAUCAUGGAGCUGCAGCCCAGUGCUGCUGCAGGUGGGGCGGAGCCUCACGUCAGACUCAAGGUCAACAGCAGCCCCGCGCUGGGGAAGCCGCCCGUCAAGGCCACCGGAUGGAUGCGCCUCAAGAACAACAUGGCCCCAGUGGAGGCCAGCAGAGAGGGGCUGAACAACAACCUUAAGGCUGUUUCCGUGGAGACGCUUUCUCAGGACACUAAAGUUCAGGAGGGGGGGCGCAGGGACACAGGGCAGGGCGGGGUUGCUAGGAACCCUCUGCGCAAGACAGACUCCUGUGACAGCGGCAUCACGAAGAGCGAGCUGCGGAUCGACCGCGUGGGGGAAGCACGCACCCCCGCUGCUGUUACCCCCCUCGUUCACAGCCCCCUGGCUGGAGGAACGGGCCCCCCUCACCCCUUCUGCCCCAUUCCAGAGCAGGGCGUCCAUGCGGCGCUGCAGGAGACCAGGUUGGAGCUGCGAGAGGACAUCCAGACUCUGGGCGGCCGCCUGGGCACCUUAGAGGGUCAGGUGGCAGAAAUCAUCAAACUGCUGUCCGAUAAAAGGAGGGGGUCUGGGGGGGCGCCGCCGGCCGUCAUCACCCCCAAAACAAAGGUUCAGAGACAGGACAUUUUUACCGUUUCCAGACCGGUUUCCCCGGAUUCCGAGAGGGACGAGGGGCUUUGAAACAGAAUGUCCUGGAAGAACAUCACAACUGCUGCAGAACUUUAGCUCUCUGUCACUCUGGGGCGUCCAGUGACGACACACCACACCCCCCCGAAACCAAAUAAAGACGUUUGCACACGGAUGUGACAUCCGGAUGGCCUGAAGGUUCAGCGCCAGUGACCUGGACCGGGCUUUGAUUGUACAUAUCUGUCUAUGCAUGUCCAGCUGGGUUCUGGUCUGCCAAAGAAACUACUGAGCAUACUUAUGGCCUGUAUAUUAUGCAGUGUACUGCAUGCAAAACUUUUAAUAUUUUGUAAUGUUGGAAUAUCAGGGUUAGCACUGCAGACUUUACUUACAAACAGGUUUUGCUGGCAAAGCGAUUGUGCAUGGAUAUGACUCAUUUAAGGGCAGAUGCUUGUUUCAGCUGUUGAAUUGACCUUGUUCCAGUGCUGUUCUCUCGUGAAGAACCUGGAUCUUCUGAUGAUAUCAGCUAUUUUUGGUAAUAAUUUAUAUUUUUGAUCACAGUUCUAGGUUUUACUUUUCUGGAAUACUUCUUAGAUUACUGCUUUGUUGCUAUGCAUCACUUGGAGCACCACCGCUGCACGAGGAUGAAGGAAGGUUGUUGUGUACAUCGUUCUGCAUGUUUUAAGCACGACAGAAUGUAAAAGCUGAAAUGGAAAUUCAACUCAGCACAAAUAUGUAAGAAUCCAAACCCUGACGCAGAUUCAGCACAAAAAGCUCAAGAAAUAAACGAUGAAACUCUGUACUUUGGAUUAGACAUGUUUUCUGCUUCUGCAUGUUUAGAUGUUUUGUUAUGGGGUCGAAUCAGGAUAAGCUCAAAGUGAACGAAAAAUUAGAUUGAAAGCUUGAAAAAUACACAUUGUAACUGAAAAUAUUUUUUGAAAAGUUGAAAACAAGACAUUUUAAAUUAAAAAAAUGUUUGAAAGUUUGAAAUGUUUUGAAAUUCUGAAAAAAAA